Messenger RNA from Macrosteles quadrilineatus (aster leafhopper), 3817 nucleotides. RefSeq names its product mannose-P-dolichol utilization defect 1 protein homolog. Gene Ontology annotation, biological process: oligosaccharide biosynthetic process. NCBI's taxonomy places the organism in Eukaryota, Metazoa, Arthropoda, Insecta, Hemiptera, Cicadellidae. The coding region runs from base 237 to 1010 and encodes 257 amino acids. The record is from RefSeq and is a predicted model, not a curated record. The transcript is spliced from 6 exons.
UUCCGUUUGUGAUCGGAUAAACAACACACAGCGAAACAUAACCUCACACACUGAGAAUAGAGAAUCGAUUGACUAAUUUUGUGUAAAUUAGGGUAGGCGAAUCAUUCUCGUGAUCAAUUUAAAACAUUUAUGAGGGACAAUUAAAUUGAAUGAACUGUAAGUCGUAGAAACUGUAGAUAUUCCUUUAAAUAAAUCAAUAAAUUAAACUCAGGUCGGUUUAAAAACCCAAUUUUAAAAUGGAUAAAGAACAUUUGUAUGCCUACUUUAAAAAUAUGAUGUUAGUUUUGUUACCACCGAAGUGCUACGACGAAUUUUUUGUUAACUUCAACUUCCUUGAUGUCCCAUGUUUAAAGGCUGCGGUGAGCAAAGGCCUUGGUCUUGCAAUAGUUGCUGGUUCGUUAAUGGUGAAAUUGCCCCAGAUAAUCAAAAUUUUGCAAAACAAGAGUGCAGCUGGCCUAAGUUUCCUAAGUGUGAUACUAGACUUGUAUGCAGUCACUACUGGAGUUGCCUAUAGUUAUGCUAAAGGCUUUACUUUUAGUGCAUGGGGUGAUGCCCUAUUCUUACUCAUACAGACAACACUCAUUGCCGCAAUGGUACUUCACUUCAACUACUCGAGUAACCUAGCGGCUGUGUUUGUUGGUGUGUUCUCCAUCAUAUUGUACGCGUUGUUGGGUGGACUCACGCCCUUGGACAUAUUGUGGUCACUGCAAGCUGUUAGCGUUCCUAUCAUGUUCGCUGGAAAGAUGGUUCAAGCGUGGACUAACUACAGUAACGGUAGCACAGGACAGUUGUCAGCCAUGACCUGUGUUAUGUUGCUGUUUGGUUCGACCGCUCGUAUCUUCACCUCCAUCCAAGAGACAGGAGACCCAGUGAUCAUCGUGACCUAUGCGCUAGCAACUCUUGGCAACGCAGUGCUCGUCGGUCAGUUCAUCUACUACGGCUACAGCGGACAACAAGACUCUGUGAAGGGCAAGAAGGCGAAGAAGAAUGCUGCCAAGAAAGCUCAAUAGGAGGUGCAGCUGUGGAAGCCAUCAGAAAGGUGACUCGUCCGUCCAGCUUGCUUUCUUGCCUUUACGUUGUAAAUUAAUACAGUUUUGUUGCUGAACGCCUAUGAUUCAAAGUCAUUGAAAUAGUUUGCUCCUUAGUCUCAGAAUGAAAUAUCUAUAGGUAAUAAAUGAUAAGUUAAUAAAAUCUCAACCAAUUAGAUUGGAAAUGUUAGGCAAAUCAUGAUAGGGUCUUUUGAGGAUAAUCCUGUUCUGACCUAACAUUAGUGUUUUUUUUAUCCAAAUUUAGGUGCUUUAAUUUUAUUUUCAAAUAUUGUAGACUUUUAUUCUUAGUCAGCACGAAUGAUAAAACAUAAACAAAUAAAUAACGUAGAAAAUUAACUAUUAAUUCUCAAAUACUAGGCUGGAAAUUUACCGUUUCAGUGCAGUGGCAGAAAAACCAAGUUUACUGGUUUUCUAGUGUCAAAAAUUAGGCUUGUAGUGUUGCAAUCCAUGUACAUCGCUGGCUAACUUCACUUUUAGUUUUAAAUUCGUAUUUGAUUGUUAAAGACAAAUAUCUCUAAAGAUUUGUAUCUUCCAAAUAUUUACCAAUCACAAAACUCUUGUGUCGCUGAUGUCUUCAUUGCUUAGAUAGUAGUGAAUUAGUAGUCAUAAAGUGUAGCCCUUUUUUUAAAUGUUUUAUCCUCCUGUUACAAUUUUUAAUCUUUAUUAAAAAUUUUUUCUUGCUCUGUAGUGGUGAACGUUUAAUGUAAUGCAAAAAAUUGUAUGUACAUUGUAUAGGCAAUGUUUUACUAUUGUUCUCCAAUAUGAGAAAAGUCUUAAGGUUUUGUAGUAGUAACACUCAUUCUAAAUUCAUUUUAUCUCUAAGUAAAAAAAGGUAAUGAAGGUUUUAGAUUUUGUAUCUCGAACGAAGUUGUUCUUGCUUAAUCUGGUGAAAAUGGUUGAUCAAAGAAAUAAUAUGUAAAUUUAAAUCUCUUUAAAGAAGUUUAUAUAUAUAUAUAUAUGUCUGUGUAUUUAUCCUAAAUACUUAAUUACCUUUCUGCAGCGAAGUAUUAUAAUUACUUCCUGUUGAGACUCUCUAAUGUACAUAAACUAUAAUGUGUAAAUAUGUUUUAAUAUUUUCAUAAAUCAUCCAACUUUUAAGCUGAGUUUUUUUUUUUUUAUAUGUGUAUACAGUACAGUGUUAUUAACUCUUUCUCUUAGGAAAUAUCCUGAAGGUGUUUUAUUAACUUUUUAACAUUCCAAUAUCACCAUUAAAACUGAAACAAGAAUAUUCAGUUUCUAAUUACCAUAUAAAUACCUACAUGUUGUUUAUUGUUACUUUGUUAUAUGCAGAAAUGUGUAAAAUUAAUAAUGCAACUGAUUUAUUAUUCACAGUUAACUAUAUUCAUCUAAUAAUUGUUUCUCUUCAUAUCUUUGUGUUAUAAAACUGUACAAUGUAUUGUACCGAAGUGUAAUAUUUAUAAGUCUGAAGAUGUGCCCUUUUUUCUGGGUUCGAAUUUGUGCUCCAACUAUUUAUUAUCAAUAUCUCUGUUGAUAAUACUGUAUUUAGAGAAAAUAAUCAAAACGCACGUAAAUUAUAGUAACGUUCUAGUUGGUAUGAACUUCUAGUGAUGAAUUGAAACUUGAAAGUUUUAUGAGUUAAAUGACUCAUUGAAAUUUUGGAUUAUGUUAGUGAAAAAAAAAAAAUCUUACCCCUUUAAAACCUUGUUGCGAGUCUAGCUCAUCACGGAAUUUUGUAGUUCAUUAGCCGCACUAAUCCUGUAGUUCGUUGAAUCUCACCUGCAAGUGCUAGUGUUGCAUUCAUACUUUAGUCCACUCGUUCCGGCCGACAGUGGCAUAGUGGCUGAGUUGACUAAGGCAAGACAUGUGGAAUGAUGAGAUAAAGAAAUCAUAAAAAAUUGAUUUGUCAAUGGGUUGAAUCAUUAAAUGUUGUCACAUUGAUGAGUUAGAAUUAUCUGGUGAUUAGUUAACUGAUAUGUAGGUUAACUCUCAUGCCUUGUUCGCAAAUUGAAGCAUAGUAUUCUAGUGCAAAGAUUUUCUUAAAACCUUCCACUCCUUUGCCAUAAGCUUCCAAAAUAAUGUUAACUAUUGAUGAUUUGCUGAUCUUGUAGUUUUAGUUACAGUUUUGUAAUGGGCUUUUCUAGUGAGUUCAUGUUUUUCAUUUUUUACCUAUGGUUUAGUUAUUUUAUACCAUUCACAAACUGUUUCAAAGUUAUGUGAGGUAAAGGGGGUGGAAUCCCUUCCCCUCAAACCGCCUACAUUUUUUUUUAACCAAGUAGGAUUAGAUCCAAAAUAGCUUCCCUUUAACCCUACCUCACAUAGUGAUUUAUUACCUUUAAGUAAAUAAAUACACAAAUUAAAAAUUAAAAAAAUAUAUCAUCUGAGAAUUCCUUUUCGGGAACUCCACCCCAAAUGUUUGACCUUUUAAUGAGCUGAUAAUAUUUUGUGUCUAGGAUAAAUUUACGAGAAGACUUUUGUCUGUAAGUAAUGUAUAAAAUAUAUUUCUGUGAUUUAAAACAAUGUCGUACAAUAUUUUUGUAUGAUUGUGUCAAAAAAAUAUAAUGUUAACAGUAAAUAAUUUAAAGGUUUUUAAUUAUGUGAUCAUACCAAAGAAAUUAUGUUCAAUCAAUCUUGUAGUUUUAAAUAAAUUUCUGAUUAUGAAUUGUUUAUUAAAUACUUGGAAUUUAUUUUUAGUCUUGAAGAAUUUAUUCCAAAUUUUAAUGUGAAUGUGUGAUUUAUAGAUUUAUUUUAACGUUAUUAGUAAUUUAUCUUUAUGCAUAAAUUUAUAUUGUGCCAUUAAUUGAUGUGUU